Messenger RNA from Camellia sinensis, 868 nucleotides. NCBI's taxonomy places the organism in Eukaryota, Viridiplantae, Streptophyta, Magnoliopsida, Ericales, Theaceae. The record is from RefSeq and is a predicted model, not a curated record.
CAAUGCCAUGAGCUUAUGGACAAAAAUAAAAGGCAAGGGUUCCGAAUUGACAGGUCCCCAACCUAUUGGAAAGUUUGGUAUGCUAAUUGAAUUUCUUUUCGAAAAAUUUCCAAACGUGGAGGUUGUCAAUGAUCAAGCUAUUGGAGAUCUCGAGGCAUUCUAUAAGGCAUCAAAGCAAAGAUUUGACAGUGAUCCUGGAUUCAAGGAGAGGGCGCAACAAGCGGUGGUCAGUCUCCAGGGUGGGGAAGAGAAGUAUCGAAAGGCAUGGGCACAAAUCUGUGAAAUCAGUCGAAGGGGAUAUCCAAGAGUUUAUCAACGCCUAGGAAUUAAGAUAGAGGAGAAGGGAGAAAGCUUUUACAAUCCAUAUAUACCUGGAGUUUUAGAGGAAUUGGAUAAGAAAGGAUUAAUUGAAGAAAGUGAAGGUGCUCGUGUGAUCUUUAUUGAGGGGAAAAAUAUACCUUUAAUUGUUGUGAAGAAGGACGGUGGUUUCAACUAUGCUUCCACUGAUCUUGCGGCUCUUUGGUAUCGUCUUAAUGAAGAAAAAGCUGAAUGGAUAAUCUAUGUAACUGAUGUUGGCCAGCGAGAGCACUUUGAAAUGUUUUUCACUGCUGCGAAACGUACUGGUUGGCUUCCAGCUGGUGAGAAUAUGUAUCAUAAAACUAACCAUGUGGGUUUUGGUCUUGUUCUUGGAAAGGAUGGGAAACGAUUUCGAACUCGCAGUAUUGAAGUGGUUCGAUUAAUUGAUUUGUUGGAUGAAGUAAAGAGUCGCUGUAAAGCAACUAUUGUAGAACGAGGUAAAGCUGAUGAAUGGACAGAGGCGGAGCUUGAUCAAACAGCUGAGGCAGUUGGUUAUGGGGCUGUCAAGUAA